UUUAAUGAACACCUAUGACAUUUCAUGAACUUUGUGUAGGGCAUUCGGUGAUGGUUUAGUGAUCAAGGACUCUGAGUUGCUCAUGAUACCCACUAUCAUCCCUCCUGGCUAUCCCAAUGUAAUGGACGCUUGUGUAUCUGUCUUACGUGAGACCCUGUUUGACAACACUGAUCCUGCUUCUGAUCCUCGUGCUGAUUUGCUUCCGUGUAAGUUCUAUGGCUCGUUGGCGGUUCUGUAUGCGAAGUUCAAGAAGGUGAAGCGGAAGGAAACUUUUGAGUUUUAUCCCGCUCUUAUCAAUGAGAUCACUACGAGGUUUAAGGCAACAGGCAGAGUUUGGCUGUCGCACAUUGAUCAUUUGCUCUCUCCAUUUAACAUUGAUAAAAAUAGGUGGAUAGCUGUUCACAUUGACCUGACCUCUCACACUCUCACUGUGCUUGAUCCAACUGCUGCUGCACGCCGGGGAUCCCGUCUUAAGCCUGAGCUCGAGUUUAUAUGCGAGAUGUUUCCUUAUCUGGUACGGAAGGUUGGUGGCUCUGAUCUAAUGAAGAAUUUCCCGCUUCAGCCACUCACCUUUGCUAGGAACACACAUGUUUCCCAAGCGACUAACAUAGCUAACAGUGGGAUGCUCUCCUUGUUAUUGCUGGAAGCAUAUGCUACAGGCGGGAUGGACAAAGCGGUGCAUGUUAAGGAAGAUGGCAUGCGCCUGCGUGCUGAGGAGUUGGUGGUGCAGAUGUACGAGCACUGUUGUGGUGAACUUUGA
Arabidopsis lyrata subsp. lyrata is the source of this 760-nucleotide messenger RNA. RefSeq lists its product as uncharacterized. Bases 83 to 760 code for a protein of 225 amino acids. NCBI's taxonomy places the organism in Eukaryota, Viridiplantae, Streptophyta, Magnoliopsida, Brassicales, Brassicaceae. The record is from RefSeq and is a predicted model, not a curated record. The transcript is spliced from 2 exons. Gene Ontology annotation, biological process: proteolysis. Gene Ontology annotation, molecular function: cysteine-type peptidase activity.